This is a messenger RNA of Aureococcus anophagefferens, 222 nucleotides long. RefSeq lists its product as hypothetical. Lineage: Eukaryota; Pelagophyceae; Pelagomonadales; Pelagomonadaceae. The record is from RefSeq and is a predicted model, not a curated record. The annotation marks the transcript as partial. The transcript has a single exon.
UUCGUCAAGCUGAUCCUCUGCGUCGCCAUCGACCUCGUCGGCGCGUCGACGUACGCCAUCCCGGCCAUCGGCGAGGGCUUCGACGUCGGCUGGGCGCCGGUGCAGGCGGCGCUCGUGAACUAUUUAUUCGGCAACGGCCUCAUCACGGGCUUCGCGUUCCUCGAGGAGAUCCUCCCGGGCACGGACUUCAUCCCCACGGCGACCAUCGCCUGGUUCUACGAG